GGCUGGGCUGGGUUCAACCUGGCGGCUGGAGUUUAGUCCCCGCGCUCCUGUUGGGCGAAGCUGUGUCUGUUCCCGGGCUCCGGCGACUACUGUCCUAUCGGGAUCUUGAUCAUGUUGGGGACAAAGGCGAAAGUCGGGAGGAAACAGUUGCUUCUCUUCACAUCGAUGAUCCUGUGCUCACUGGCAUUGGGCAGGGGUGCAGUGCAAACUUCUGAACCAGUAGUCCGAGUUGCUGAGAAUAAACCUGCCAAGUUGUCCUGCUCCUACUCCGGCUUCUCCUCUCCCCGCGUGGAGUGGAAGUUUGCCCAUGGCGACAUCACCAGCCUCGUUUGCUAUAACAACAAGAUCACAGCUUCCUAUGAGGACCGAGUUACUUUUUCGGACAGUGGCAUCACCUUCCAUUCUGUGACCCGGAAAGACACGGGGAUGUACACUUGUAUGGUCUCUGACGAAGGCGGCAACACCUAUGGGGAAGUCACUGUCGAGCUCAUUGUGCUUGUGCCUCCAUCCAAGCCUACAAUCAGUGUCCCCGCCUCUGCUACCAUCGGGACCCGAGCAGUGCUGACCUGCUCAGAGACAGACGGUUCCCCACCUUCUGAAUACUUUUGGUUCAAGGAUGGGGUACUGAUGCCUACGGAACCCAAGAACAACCGUGCUUUCAGCAACUCUUCCUAUACCCUGAACCAUAAGACAGGGGAGCUGAUCUUUGACCCCGUGUCGGCCUCUGAUGCUGGAGAUUACACUUGUGAGGCGCAGAAUGGGUUCGGGCCACCCAUGAAGUCAGACACGGUGCACAUGGAUGCUGUGGAGCUGAAUGUAGGGGGCAUCGUGGCAGCUGUCCUUGUAACACUCAUUCUCCUUGGAGUCUUGAUUUUUGGCAUCUGGUUCGCCUAUAACCGAGGCUACUUUGACAGAGCAAAGAAAGGGACCUCGAAUAAGAAGGUGAUUUACAGCCAGCCCACUGCUCGAAGAGAUGGGGAAUUCAGACAGACCUCAUCAUUCUUGGUGUGACCCUGGUCCAGCUCAUCUCCCGUCCUCUGUGCUUGCCUUACUCAGGUGCUACCAGACUCUGGCCCCUGAUGUCUGUAGUUUCACGGGAUGCCUUAUUUGUCUUCUAGCCCCCACAGGGGCCCUCACUUUUAUCUUAGUUAGGAUGUGUUUUUUAAAUAAUGUCUGCCAUGUGCACCUUCUAACUUCCUGCCUCCCUUCCUUUCCCACCACUGCUGAGUGGCCUGGGACUUGUUUAACGCUCUUUUCCCCCAUCCCCCGUCCCUACGAGGGAUCAGACAGAAGUCCUGACUGAUGCCUGCUGAGUUCCCUUCCAAGUAGACUACGAGGGUGGCGGGGCACUCACUGCCCCCUGCGCGCAGCGGUCCUCACAUAGGGAGGGAUCUGGAGCUUGGUUCCUUGGUGCUUUCUUGCCGUACUGAGGACCGGUACCAGCUGUUCUAGAGUGGAGACCGGAGCAGCUGAAAUGGUUGUUUGGUGACGACGUCAAGUCUCUUCUGCCUCUGCAGCCCACUUUCUUCUGUCUUCCCGCCAGAAGUACCAUGGGCUCCUCCUGCGCCGUCCUCUUUCUGAACACAAGCAGACUGACAGCAACUAUGUCUGUGGAGAAAACAAGAGUUUUGGUUGUGGAGAUCAUAGUAAGCUUUCAGGGCACACGGAGCAGAAGAGUUUUUAAACCACUGAUCUACAGAAAAGAAAGCUGGAGCUGGUAGCUCAAGCCAUCACCCUUCCCUUGGCUGGAACAACUGGACCCACACUUUUAAGAUGUGUCUGCAGGGUUGUGGGAAUUUGUGUAGUAGUCAGCUCUGCUGAGCACGUGUGUGUGUCUGUGUGUGUGUGGUAUCAAUUCUAUACUGAAAUUGAGUGUGUGUUGGAGGGCUUCUUAGCUCUUUGGUGAGAUUGUAGUGUGGGAAUGGGAGAAAUGAAAUACCUAGGCUCCUUCUUAGUACAAACAAGAAAAUCCCCAAAGCCCUGCUUCCUAGCAACCUGGGCUGGUCCCUAGCUCACUGUCCUACCCCUUCCUGGUUCCUGCCUUCAAGGCAGACGUUGGACCCUCAUUUCCAGAGUCCUCUUGUGGCAGGAGAAGGGCACCCCGGGUGAAGUGAUGGUGUACUCUGGGUUCUACUUGGUCUGAUCCACUCAGUGAGAGGAGAAAUGCCCACCCUGCCACCUCUGUCAGCCAGAUGCACUAAUAUACUUCCCUGAGGCUACAGGAAAAGCAGCCCCAGAGCCUGAGGCAAGAUUUCUCAAAUCAUUCUCAGAAUCACUCCUUUAGUAGUAGUUUAAAGUAGUCCUACUUCUCUAUUUAGGGGGUAGGUGUAAGGAGAGCAGGAGCGAGCAGAGUAGUCCUGCCCACCAUCUUGACCCUUCUUUGCCCUUACAUCUGUUUCUCCCUCUACCCCAGCAGCCCCAGUCUAUUUAUUCACUAGCAAGAGGGCAAAUAAGGGGUCUCCUAGGAUUGAUUUUGCUAAUUUCUGUGGAGGAUACUGAACGCCACUUUGCCAUGUUCUGUUCCCUCAUCUGACAGUCCAUCACAGAACUGAGUUUUCUUUUCAUCAAGGAUCCAGAAGGAAAAACAAAAACCAAAUCGUAUCGUCACGCACCAAUAAAAAAUAAGCUUUCCAGACGGAAAUAGAAUCUAAUUAGGCAAUAAAAGUAGAGAUUGAGAAACGGUUCAGUAAGAAUGAGGUUUUUGAAGUACGUUUCAGUUUUGUAUCAUUGCUGGGGGACAGGGUGGGAGGGAUGUGGAGAAAAGGCCACAGGGAAGCAGAGGUGAAUCAUUGUGCCUGCAAGCCUGAAGCAAAUGGCUCUUCACUCCCUAGGUCACGACUUGUGAGGAGUAUAAGUCAGUUAUUUACCAGCCUUGGACUUUACCGCUCCAGCUUACAACAGUCCCUUGAGUUGGAAAACACCUCGUCUGCUUUCAUUUUAGAAUGUUACAACUAAUUUUUGUAAUAAAUGUUUAUUUUUCACAUUGAGUUUAAGUCCUGAAGUUUUAGCUUAAAAGAAUUGGGACCCCCAAAGUGACUUGAACAUUCAAAAAUCUUACCUGUAGUCUUUUUUUUUUUUUUUCCUGUAGUCUUUUUAAGAAAGAGAUUAGGGAUAUCCUUCUAAAUAGUAUGGUAGUUCGAUUUCACUUUAACUGACCAUUGGCCUGUACUUGAAUGGGAAUGCUUCAAAUGGACAUUUCCUACAUUAAAAGGAGACUUAGGGCUUGAGGAACGGGGUAAUCCAUAGAGAUUAGUGUUUUAGACAUGAACCCACCCUGAUUAGGGAUAAAAUGAUUGGACAUUAAGGAUGUAUUUGUUGUCCCUGUCUCAACAGGAUCUGCAGAUCAAGGCCAGGGGAGGGGAAAGUGGGAAAUGGGGUUGGUCCAUUUCUGAAUGACAGGACAGUAUGUUCUAUGGGGGCAUGGGGACAGCUUAGUAAAGGAGAUAAAUGAAGAAAAAGUACAACUUGCACUUUAAGAAAAAAAAAUCUCGAAUUUUGUAGCUCUUCCAAUUUAUUAUCCCUUCUUUGGUACUAGCUGUAAAAAUCUAAUAUGAAAUGGAACUUUUUUUGACGGAAGUAAUUUUUUUUUCCUUUUGGCCGCGCUGCACAGCUUGUGGGAUCUUAGUUUCCCAACCAGAGAUUGAACCCUGCCUGGGCCCAUGGCAGUGAAAACCCCGAGUCCUAACUACUGGACCACCAGGGAAUUGCCCAGUAACUUGUUCAAUAAUUACUAUCAUCCACUAACUUCCUUACUGGGUAUUACUACUAUCCCCAUUUCACAGAUAGGGAAAAGAGGCACAGAAAUGCUCAGGAACCUGCCCGUGUUCACACAACCAGUACUAGGCAAGUAGUAGAUCUGGGAUUCAAGACAGCUGGGGAGAGACUGGAUAGCAUAUGUCUUGCUCACAGUGACCCUGUUGGAGGAGGAGCUGGAGAUAGAAGUUAACUUCCCCUGUAGAGGUAGGUAUGUGGGAAUUAGGAGAGGACAUUGAAAGUAGUGAUGUCCACCUGGGGUUUUCUCUGAACUGUGACUACCCCAACAGUAUCUACAGGACAGAGACAAGCAAUUAUGAAGCUCUUGGUAAAAUGGGGGGCCUAUGAGCGCCACCUUCUGGAAUGAAGGAUAACAUCGCUGCAUUUUUGCCAGUGACCUAAAUGAAAAACAAGGCAUGCAUAUUUGUGGAUGGCAAGGAGAUAGAACAACAACUUCAUCAGCUUGCAAAAUGAGAAGUCAAAAAGAUCUCAGUAGGCAGGAAUGAUAAACUCCAUUUAAGAAGGUGAAGUUCAGUGGUAAUAAGUGUUAAGAUUUUGCCUUUGGGCUCCCACAACCAAUUCUUCAUGUAUAAAUUUGGAAGGAUGUAGAAUGUCUAGAACCAGAGGGAUACUCUUUGCUGAUGGUACUAAACCCCUGUAUCAAGUUCUAUUUUAGAUGUCAAACUUUAAGAUGAUUAUAGACAAACUAGAAUAUGUUCAUAGAAAGUGAUCUGGGUGGUGAAGGGACUUAAAACUAGAAGCCAUCUAGAAGCUUAAUAAAAGAAUCAAUGUCAAGCCCAGAGAAUCAAAGACUCAGACAAGACAAAAUUAGAUAUUUGAAGAUUACUGGGUGGAUGGUCCCAAGGCAGAAAAUUAGGACCAAUGGAUGAUGACUAAGAAGACUGGUUAUAAUUCAGAAUGUGCCCUUCAGAGCUUCAAGGAGGAGGUGCUGUAUGGAAGAAAGAAUAGCAGUUUUGGAGUCAGGCAGAACUUGUUUGAUUCCACCUUCUGCGAUGUUGGCAAAUUUUUCUCUCUGGGUCUCAGUUUUGUCAUCUAAAAAAUUGGUGAUAAUACCCACCCUAUGAAAUUUUUAGAAUUAAAUGAGACAAGGUCUGUAAAGCACUUUACAGUACCUCACAUUAUAAGAGCUGUCCAUAACUGCUUCCAAACUGGAUAUUCUAGGCCAGGAGUUGACAAACUUCAAAUAAAUGGCUAGAUAAUUUUGUUUUUUUGACUUACAAAUUUUUUUUUUUUUUUUUUGGCUGCCUUGGGUCUUCGUGGCUGCACGUGGGCUUUCUCUAGUUGUGGCGAGCGGGGGCUACUCUUCGUUGCGGUGUGUGGGCUUCUCGUUGCAGUGCCUUCUUGUGGAGCAUGGGCUCUAGGCACGUGGGCUUCAGGAGUUGUGGUGCACAGGCUCAGUAGUUGUGGCUUGUGGGUUCUAGAGCACAGGCUCAGUAGUUGUGGCACACGGGCUUUGUUGCUCCAUGGCAUUUGGGAUCUUCCCGGACCAGGGCUCGAACCCGUGUCCCCUGCAUUGGCAGGCGGAUUCUUAACCACUGCACCACCAGGGAAGUCCCCUACUAAGGUGUUUUUAUUUUUUAUUUAUUUUUUAAAAGUUUUUUUAAAAAAAAUUAUGUGUAACAUAGACAAAGUUAUUUGUCAAUAAAUUUUUAAGGAAUUUCA
Messenger RNA from Lagenorhynchus albirostris (white-beaked dolphin), 5436 nucleotides. It is a transcript of the gene F11R, whose product is annotated as F11 receptor. Gene Ontology annotation, biological process: regulation of membrane permeability; cell adhesion; establishment of endothelial intestinal barrier. Bases 112 to 1011 code for a protein of 299 amino acids. Lineage: Eukaryota; Metazoa; Chordata; Mammalia; Artiodactyla; Delphinidae. The transcript has 10 exons. The record is from RefSeq and is a predicted model, not a curated record. Gene Ontology annotation, cellular component: bicellular tight junction.